UUUUUUUUUAACAUUUUUCCUGACUUUCCGCUGAUUUCCUUUUUAUUGUUGUUACUAGUUACUAUUAUUUAUUAUUAUUAUACUUAUGAUGGUGAUGAUGAUGAUGAUAAUGACUGAUGAUUUUUAACCCGAUUAAAAUCCAGUUUUUCUGAAUGUUCAUAAGAAUUUCUCCGGCCUCCUAAUUGACUUUGGAGUUUUGCAUCUUGGGAGAGAAAGUGAAGGCAUUAGCAUUUUUAAGUGGAUUGAUCACGUAAACCUUUUCUCUCCCAACCCCACCCUUGCCCUCAUCCCCUCCCCCACGCUCGAAAGAAUUUUACUGGCUGUUUAAGUCUGUGAUCUUAUUUUUCCUGAUCUUUAACUUAACUGUUUUAGAGCAUCUCUGGACGUCUGUAUUUUUAAUUUUUUUAUUUUUGUUUUUUUUAUUUUUAAUCUUUCAUUUGUUAAAUUUUUAAACUGUGCUUCAAUAAAAUGUGUGUGGUACUACUUAACACCUAUGAUGGUGAUGGCAUUUUCCCAGAAAGCCAUCUUCCUCCUGUUACCCUUGAAAUCCCAUCCUGCUUUUCCUGUACACUCCCCCUCACAAACCACAAGCUGCAGCAACAUGGAUGCCCAGCCUGGAGCAGCAGCAGCCAGGAUGACCUGGAGCCAGGGGGGCCUUCGGAACAGAUGCACACCCUUCCUGGGUGAUGUUUCGGCUUUGUGAGGAACCUUACAAUCAAAGACAAUGGCCAGCAAUGUUACCAACAAGACAGAUCCUCGCUCCAUGAACUCCCGUGUAUUCAUUGGAAAUCUUAAUACUCUUGUGGUCAAGAAAUCUGACGUGGAGGCUAUCUUCUCAAAAUACGGCAAAAUUGUGGGUUGCUCUGUUCACAAGGGCUUUGCCUUUGUUCAAUAUGUUAAUGAGAGAAAUGCUCGGGCUGCAGUGGCAGGAGAGGAUGGCAGAAUGAUUGCUGGCCAGGUUUUAGAUAUUAAUCUGGCUGCAGAGCCAAAAGUGAACCGAGGAAAAGCAGGUGUGAAACGAUCUGCAGCGGAGAUGUACGGGUCAGUACCAGAACACCCUUCUCCGUCCCCUCUACUCAGCUCCUCUUUUGACUUGGACUAUGACUUUCAGCGGGAUUAUUAUGACAGGAAUUCUGUUUUCUUCUUAUCUAAUAGGAUGUACAGUUACCCAGCACGUGUUCCUCCUCCUCCUCCUAUUGCUCGGGCUGUAGUGCCGUCGAAACGCCAGCGUGUAUCAGGAAACACCUCACGGCGAGGCAAAAGUGGCUUCAAUUCUAAGAGUGGACAGCGAGGAUCUUCUUCCAAGUCUGGAAAGUUGAAAGGUGAUGAUCUUCAGGCCAUUAAGAAGGAAUUGACCCAGAUAAAACAAAAAGUGGAUUCUCUACUGGAAAGCCUGGAAAAAAUUGAAAAGGAACAGAGCAAACAAGGAGUAGAGAUGAAGAAUGAUAAGUCAGAAGAGGAGCAGAGCAGCAGCUCCCUGAAGAAAGAUGAGACUAAUGUGAAGAUGGAGUCUGAGGGGGGUGCAGAUGACUCUGCUGAGGAGGGGGACCUACUGGAUGAUGAUGAUAAUGAAGAUCGGGGGGAUGACCAGCUGGAGUUGAUCAAGGAUGAUGAAAAAGAGGCUGAGGAAGGAGAGGAUGACAGAGACAGCGCCAAUGGCGAGGAUGACUCUUAAGCACAUAGUGGGGUUUAGAAAUCUUGUCCCAUUAUUUCUUUACCUAGGCGCUUGUCUAAGAUCAAAAUUUUCACCAGAUCCUCUCCCCUAGUAUCUUCAGCACAUGCUCACUGUUCUCCCCAUCCUUGUUCCUCCCAUGUUCAUUAAUUCAUACUGCCCUGCGCCUAGUCCCAUUUUCACUUCCUUUGACGCUCCUAGUAGUUAAGUCUUACCCUGUAAUUUUUGCUUUUAAUUUUGAUACCUCUUUACGACUUAACAAUAAAAAGGAUGUAUGGUUUUUAUCAACUGUCUCCAAAAUAAUCUCUUGUUAUGCAGGGAGUACAGUUCUUUUCAUUCAUAUAUGAGUUCAGUAGUUGCUUCCCUAACUGCAAAGGCAAUCUCAUUAGUUGAGUAGCACCUGAGAGCAGCUUUGAGUUAGAGGUGUAUGUGUUAACCCCGCAUAUGUAGUGUGUGUGGGGCUGUUGAACACAAAUGUAACAAUGUAUUUUUGUGAAUGAGAGUUGGCAUGUCAAAUGCAUCCUCUAGGAAAAUAAUUAGUGUAAUAGUCUUAAGAUUUGUUUUCUAAAGUUAAUACUGUGGGUUAUUUUUGUGAACAGCCUGAUGUUUGGGACCUUUUUUCCUCACAAUAAACACGUCCUUAUUAAACCAGGAAUUUGGAGAGAAAAAAAA
Molecule: messenger RNA, 2344 nt
Organism: Pteronotus mesoamericanus
Lineage: Eukaryota; Metazoa; Chordata; Mammalia; Chiroptera; Mormoopidae
Gene: HNRNPC
Product: heterogeneous nuclear ribonucleoprotein C
Exons: 8
Coding region: 725-1675 (316 amino acids)
Cellular component (GO): nucleus
Molecular function (GO): RNA binding
Source: RefSeq, a predicted model, not a curated record